CUAUCAGAUAUGCACAUUCACUUACGUAGACGUAAUCAAGCUACUGGAUCCGAACCAUUAUUACCUGAGCCGGAACAAAUUAUAGCGGGAGCUGAUGACCCUGAACCAAAUAAUCCACCAGAAAUAGAUAUUUGGAGCGUAAUUUUAUCAUUUAAAGAAUCAGUUGAUUUAUUCCUUCGAUACUUGUGGUGUAAACUUCAUCUUCGAGUGCGUAACAAUGAGGUAGGGAGCUGGCAUAUAACAGUUGAAUGCAGUUCAUUGCAAGUCCUUGAAGGAUUGUGGGAAGAUUAUCGCAGUGGUCAUCUUAAUUCAGUUGCCCAGGAAAUUCUAAUAUCACCACAAGUUUUGGAGAAACUUGGUCUUACUGCGCUGAAGCUGAAGACUUAUAUUUCCGAGGAUCAGUAUGAGAAAGGGAAAAAGCUGUUGGAGGCGAGCUCAGGUGAUUAUUGCGAGUUUACCAACAUUGAAGUUUAA
Messenger RNA from Pocillopora damicornis (cauliflower coral), 474 nucleotides. RefSeq lists its product as uncharacterized. NCBI's taxonomy places the organism in Eukaryota, Metazoa, Cnidaria, Anthozoa, Scleractinia, Pocilloporidae. The record is from RefSeq and is a predicted model, not a curated record.